This is a messenger RNA of Pocillopora verrucosa, 2017 nucleotides long. RefSeq names its product PCNA-interacting partner-like. Gene Ontology annotation, biological process: negative regulation of double-strand break repair via homologous recombination. The record is from RefSeq and is a predicted model, not a curated record. Lineage: Eukaryota; Metazoa; Cnidaria; Anthozoa; Scleractinia; Pocilloporidae. Gene Ontology annotation, cellular component: chromatin.
AGAAGAUAACAUGGCUGCUGGAUUUGUUUAUUGGAUAGCCGAAGACAAAUUGCAGCGAUUAUCUGAAGCUUUUCAGCUAUUUAUAAAUCACAACGGCUGGAAAGAUGACAUCCAAGCCUCCACUUAUCUUACCUUUGGAUGUCAAAGCUACAACUUCACAAAGAACCAUAUCUUCAAAAAAGUAAAAUGGCAAAGUUCAACAGAAUUUAUCAUAAACCUCUACAGGGAACAUAGCACAAAAAAGCCAUUCUGUGAUUCCAUCUUUAAUCUAAAAGAACAGCUGGUAGCUCUUCAGCUGAUUAUGGCACAACUCAACAAAGAGGAAACUGGAGAGUUUGCAGUGAAAAUGCAUGAUGUGCUUGAAGCCCAUGAAGAAAUUAUGAAGUACAAGUUGUCAAUGGAUGAGGAAGAAAAUUCAAUUUCUAAGUUAUGCACAGCCUAUAACAAGUUUCUGUUGCACUGCAAUUCUGUGGACUUUGCUGAUGUCUUUCAGAGAGUCAAAACAUGUUUUAUCAUGGACAGUAAUGUCAAAGACAUGCUUCAAAUUUCGCAACAGUUUGUUGUCACUGGGAAGCCAAAGACACAACUAGAGCAACAAAUUCUUCAGCUGAUGGUUGGAAACAGAACCUUGAUCUGCUUCACAGAGACAGAAGAUGGUCAACACUCACUAUCUGAGAAAACAGCUGAUAUGCUCCUGCAUAGAGAAGUACCAGCAGAUGUGCUUGGUGACCAAUUACUAAACAUAUCUCCACAGCGAAGGACCCCCAGUCCUGCUCUAUCUCAUUCAGUUUCACAAGAAUCAUUGGCUCAGGAUCAAUUUCUGAAGGUUUGUCUGAGUUACCUCAGACUCCUGGUGAAUUCUAGAGAUGAACUAGCUCUUUCUCAGGCUAUCAAUAUACCUCACAGGGACUUGGCUCACAAACAGUUUACAGUAUUGAGGAAGGUUGCUCGGGAAAAAAACAUGCCCAUGUUUCAGACAGCUGUCUCCUUUAUUCUGAGGAUACGAUUAGGUGGGAAGAGUUAUGCACCAAGCAAUGACAACCCACUUCUUCCAUUAACUAAGGGUCUUGGAGAGUUUGUCACUUUUUUCCAAAAGCUACAAAAUGUCUGUGAAGAAAUAGCUGAUGCAAAAAAUGCUGUCUUAAGAAUUAUCAACAUGCUCAAAGUAAGCAUUAUGAAAUCCAAAGAAAAGGUUUUUACAAAUGAAUGCAUUGCCAAAACUGUGGAAUCUCUGAAAGAAAAGGUGGAAGAACUAAGCUGCAAAACAGGUGAUGGUGACAAAACAAAGUCAUCCAUGGCAGGAAUGAAUGUGUAUUUCCUGAUUCAGGCUGUUUUAGAUGAGCAUGUCAAGCAAAGUUGUCUCCAGGGAUAUGAAACAAUGGACUUGAGAUGUGCCCUUAUGACACCAGAAUUACCUCAUGGAAAAUCUAAAAUACGAUCUACACUAAGUCAGUUCAGAACACCUGAUUCUGAGUCUUCAGAAGCAGCCGUUACACCACCAAAGGACCAGCCGCCAAAACACAAACCUGAAAAGAAACCAUUUGAAAGUUAUAGGAAAGUGUGUGGUGAUAUGAGCUGGGCCAAACCUGCUUACAGCAUUCAGAUAGGACCAAGUCCUGCCGACAAAAGAGACCAAAUGAUGACUGCUGCCAUAAACACUGAUAUUUUAACAUCUCAUCAGGAAAGUGGCAAUGAAUCUUACAUUAAGGAUACACCGAAAUGUCACACCAAGAAAAGAACUUUAACAGAAUCUAUGUGCGACAAGGAGAACAUUCCAACUGGUAACAAAACCAUAAAUGAUGUUAAAAAACCACCAGCCAAACGUAUGCUCCUCGAGACAGACAUUACUGCAAAAAAGAGCUCAAAGGGCAAAACUAAAACAAAAACAUUGUCCAAAAGAAAAAAGAUUCCAUUACUUCAAGGACAAAAACAGCUUACCAAUUUUUUUAGGUGAUAUGUUGUAUCAAAACAAACAUCACAAAAUUUUAUUCAUUUUCAUACGUUAUUUUAUUUUAGA